AUGGCGUCCGCAUUCCUCGAUGCGCUCUUCCGUCGCCCGCAGAGGCUGGUGAUACUCGUUCUCGUCUUCCUCUUCGUCCUCACCUUUACCACCUACGUCUCCUUCUCCGACAAUGGUGCUCAGAAAGUUCGCGAUCGUUUGAGCUCGCUCCCCGCUUUCUCCAGUCCGUGGCAGGCGUCCAACAAGGGCGCUGCUUCGUUACCGCCGCCCAGCUCAGUAGCCGACAUGUACACCCACAACCCGGGCGCACCAUCGUCCGUGGAGGAGCUCACCAAAUGGGCACAGAUCGGUGACGACGGCAACCUCUACCCGCCCACCUUUGUCCCUCAGAUGGCCAACCAAGCUCCUCGUGCCAAGGCUGGCUUUAUCGUCCUCGUUCGCAACUCGGAGCUGCCAGACAUGCGCAAAUCCAUGCGAGACGUCGAGGAGAAGUUCAACCGCAAGUACGGCUAUCCCUGGAUCUUCCUCAACAACGAGCCCUUCACCGACGAAUUUAAGCGCGGCGUCCAGCAGAUGACUCGCAGCGAGUGCCGUUUCGGCUUAAUCCCCAAGGAGCACUGGGGCUACCCUGAGUAUAUCAGCCAGGAGAAGGCCAAAGAGACCCGAGAAAAGAUGAAGGACGUCAUCUACGGCUCCUCGGAAAGCUAUCGCCACAUGUGUCGAUACCAGUCCGGCUUCUUUUUCCGUCACGAACUCACCCUCGACCUCGAAUACUACUGGCGCGUCGAGCCGAGCAUCAGGCUCUACUGCGAUGUCGACUACGACCCCUUCGUGUUUAUGCAGAUGAACAACAAGUCGUACGGAUUUACCCUGGCGCUCUACGAGUACCAAGAGACCGUCCCCACGCUAUGGGAGCAGACGCAAAAGUUCUUCUCGGCGCACCCGGAAUACCUGGCCAAGGAUGCCAGCGUCCACUUCAUCUCGGACGACCAGGGUACGAAGGGCAAACUCCCCUCCGAGUUCACCUGGAACCGCUGCCACAUGUGGAGUAACUUUGAGAUUGGCGACCUGCGUCUGUGGCGUUCCAAAGAGUACACCGAGUACUUUGAGUGGCUCGACAAGGCAGGUGGCUUCUUCUACGAGCGGUGGGGUGAUGCUCCCGUGCAUUCGAUUGCCGUCUCGCUGCUGGUCGACCGGAGCCGUCUGCAUUACUUUGACGACAUCGGCUACUAUCACAAUCCGUUUCACCACUGCCCGGCGAACCGUAAGAAGUAUCACGACACGGGCCGAUGUAACUGCGACCCGAAUCAGUCAUUCGAUCGAAACGGGUAUUCGUGCAUGCCAAAGUGGUGGGCUGGCGCUGUCGAGGGUGAGCCCAAGUGA
Molecule: messenger RNA, 1323 nt
Organism: Sporisorium graminicola
Lineage: Eukaryota; Fungi; Basidiomycota; Ustilaginomycetes; Ustilaginales; Ustilaginaceae
Exons: 1
Coding region: 1-1323 (440 amino acids)
Biological process (GO): cell wall mannoprotein biosynthetic process; protein N-linked glycosylation
Cellular component (GO): membrane; Golgi apparatus
Molecular function (GO): alpha-1,2-mannosyltransferase activity
Source: RefSeq, a predicted model, not a curated record